This is a messenger RNA of Tarenaya hassleriana, 404 nucleotides long. RefSeq lists its product as uncharacterized. Bases 112 to 342 code for a protein of 76 amino acids. The record is from RefSeq and is a predicted model, not a curated record. NCBI's taxonomy places the organism in Eukaryota, Viridiplantae, Streptophyta, Magnoliopsida, Brassicales, Cleomaceae. The transcript has a single exon.
UCACACUAAGAUCAUUCACCACACCACCGAAACAGAAUAUAAAUCUGCAGAUACACAGACACUUUCGAAGCAAUAGAUCCAAGACGCCAAUCGGGAGGAUAAGAGAUUCCGAUGUCGGAGCAUUGGUCCUUGUCAGCCUCCCGAUCUAGAUGGUUUUCCGGCAACGGAUGGAGCUCGACGGGGUACGGGCGGUGGCGUUGGCUGACGUGGAGGAGGCCUGAGCUUAGUUACCUAUCGAUGGUGGUGGACGAUGUAGUAUGGAGAGUGGUGACAGCGUUCGAGUCCGUGGCGUUGAUAUCGAUGCUCUGCUUUUUCUUCCUCUUUUGCGGCUGCACCGUCUGAUUCGGCUGCGGUGCAGGGAUUCACGUUUGAUGACGCAACGAUUUUGGCGGUGGAGGAGGCGC